Molecule: messenger RNA, 1080 nt
Organism: Olea europaea var. sylvestris
Lineage: Eukaryota; Viridiplantae; Streptophyta; Magnoliopsida; Lamiales; Oleaceae
Product: serine/threonine-protein phosphatase PP1 isozyme 4-like
Exons: 3
Coding region: 346-768 (140 amino acids)
Cellular component (GO): cytoplasm; nucleus
Molecular function (GO): protein serine/threonine phosphatase activity
Source: RefSeq, a predicted model, not a curated record
UUUUACUUGUUUGCUUCAGGUGACAUUCAUGGGCAAUAUAGCGAUCUGUUAAGGCUUUUUGAGUAUGGGGGUUUUCCUCCUAAGUCCAAUUACCUAUUCUUAGGUGACUAUGUAGAUCGAGGAAGGCAGAGUUUAGAAACAAUAUGCUUGUUACUUGCGUAUAAAAUCAAAUAUCCAGAGAACUUUUUCCUUCUUAGAGGAAACCAUGAAUGUGCUUCUAUUAAUAGGAUUUACGGAUUUUAUGAUGAAUGUAAACGCCGGUUCAAUGUGAAAUUGUGGAAAGCCUUCACUGAUUGCUUUAACUGCCUUCCUGUUGCGGCACUCAUAGAUGACAAGAUAUUGUGCAUGCAUGGGGGACUCUCGCCAGACCUCACGAACCUUGAUCAAAUUAGAAACUUACCUCGCCCAACUGCUAUCCCAGAUACUGGUUUGCUUUGUGAUUUACUCUGGUCGGACCCUGGUAAGGAUGUUAAAGGAUGGGGAAUGAAUGAUAGAGGAGUUUCAUUUACCUUUGGCCCUGAUAAAGUCUCGGAAUUCUUGGCUAAGCAUGAUUUGGACCUUGUCUGUCGUGCUCACCAGGUUGUGGAGGAUGGUUAUGAAUUCUUUGCUGACAGGCAGCUGGUCACCAUUUUUUCAGCCCCCAACUACUGUGGUGAAUUCGACAAUGCUGGUGCAAUGAUGAGCAUUGAUGAAAACUUAAUGUGUUCUUUUCAGAUUCUGAAGCCAGUAGAAAGAAAAAACAAGUUCAUGAUGUCCACAAAAAUGUGAUUGGCACCAUUCUCUAUUUAGAAGGAAUCACAGUUGCAGCUCCACCUGGGAAUCCCUCUGACAAAGAAAUAAGCACUCGGCUCGCCUUUACCUUAUCUUAAUGGAUGUAGUAUGAUUAAGAAUGACCUUUAUUACUGGUAGUAGCAUGAACUCUAAGCUGUAAACCUCGUUUUGUCCCUUUAUAGAAAGGGUGUUCCAUGUAGAUAUAAUUUGUUUGGAAACUCAACCACCAAACAUGGCCAUUCUUACCAUGGAAUAUUGGCAUUUUUUGCCAGUUUAUCAAUGACUAAAUUGUUUGCAAGUUUAAGUGUU